AUGCUCGCUCGACGAGAUCAGGAGAAUCUGGUGCACUCGCACCAGAUGACCGCAGCAUCCAAGCCCUUAAAUCAAGGCGUUCGACAGCUACAACAAAAAACUCCCGGCAAUAGAGCCCCAAAAACUCCGUUCAAGGUCCCGCUACACGAUGAAAACGAGCCGUUGGCAUUUGGAAAGCAGACCGUGAAAGGCAAUGGAGGACUGGGUGGAAAAGCCUUGCAAUCUGGCAAGGAAGCUUUCGUCACGCCAUUGGGCCCUCGAAAUCGCGCCCCUCUUGGAGCAAAAACUACAAAUGCGAAAGCGGCAUUCAAAACCCCGGGUUUGCAGGUCGACUCUUUGAAGACGCAAAAAACCAAGCACAGAGGCUCCAGUAUCAAGAAGCCAAAGAAAGCGGAAAUUGAGGUUCAUCAGGCUCAGCCACAGGUCAUUGACGCGUCUGAUGUCGACGAGGUCCCUGAUGUUGAAUACGCACCCCCCAAACCGAAAGAACUGCCUGAUUAUCCAGAAGACAUUACCUAUGACACCACAUUCCCACAAUUCAAAGGAGCCAAUAUGACUCGGGGAUGGCAGAAAAUUUACUACCAUGGUGAUAUCGGAGAGGACGGUCUCACUGCUCGUCAACGCAAAUUCCAGGAGCAGGUGAUUGCUUCUGAGAAGAAGAUUGACGAAAUGAUUCAAAAGCAGGUUGAUGCCAUCGACUUGAAGCAACUUCUUUUAGAGGACAGGUCUGAACCGCUUCUUGAAGAUAGCUCCAAUCAGACAUACAGGAAAGAACACACUCGCAGUUCCUCGGCUAUGUUACCAACAAGAGCGAGCACUCUGAAAGCACGCAAUGCUGCGGCUGCUCUUUCCAGACCUGGAUCCUCCGCGACAGUUCGUAGCGACACCGUCAGAUCCUCCUCUGCAGCAGCUAAAGCCAGAAAGACUCCUACUCCCCAGGCCAAUGGGUCGAACGCGCGACAUGUUGUCGCCACAACCAGCUCGCGUACCACCGUAGGCUACUCUAGGGGUAGAUCAGUGUCGUCUGCCCUUCCAAACAAGCCAGCCACAGCUGGAAAGAAACUGUCUCAGCCGAAAGCCAUUGUGAGUCCGGAAACAUACGUGCAGCUCUAUGGAGCCCCUCCAGUUGGCAGUGAGAUGUGGGCGCGAUGCGAAGAAGCGGGUUGUCUUCCUGAGCAAGAGGUCGCCCCUAUCUCCGACGAAGAAAUCGGCUUUCCCCUUUUCGAAGAGGACGAAGAGACUCGGAACUUCCAGCUCACUUUGUAA
Molecule: messenger RNA, 1266 nt
Organism: Talaromyces marneffei
Lineage: Eukaryota; Fungi; Ascomycota; Eurotiomycetes; Eurotiales; Trichocomaceae
Exons: 3
Coding region: 1-1266 (421 amino acids)
Source: RefSeq, a predicted model, not a curated record